AUGUCUGAGGAAAAGGUUGGCUCCCAGCAUGUCGAGGAUGACAGUACCGGCGUUACGGAAGUCUAUGAUUCUAAUGCAACUGAUCGAUCCGUCCAACCCACAGUGGGGUUAGACCCUGCUGCUGAGUCCCGGCUGCGAUUGAAGAUUGAUCUCUACAUCGUCCCCGUCGCAUCCCUUAUGUACCUCUUCUGUUUUAUUGAUCGAGCAAACAUUGGGAAUGCGAAAUUGGCCGGGCUUGAAGAUGACCUAGGGCUAACAGGCUAUGACUAUAAUACCUUGCUCUCUGUGUUCUAUAUUUCCUAUAUUAUCUUCGAGAUCCCUUGCAAUAUCGCCUGCAAAUGGCUUGGUCCGGGUUGGGUCAUUCCUGCCCUGACCUUGGGGUUUGGAAUAUGCUCAUUGUGCACGGCAUUUGUCCACGACCUAUCAAGUGCCGCGGGAGUGCGCUUCCUCCUAGGUGCCUUUGAGGCAGGAUUACUCCCGGGCAUCUCAUACUAUUUGUCGCGAUGGUAUCGGAGAAGGGAACUUGCCUUUCGGAUCUCCAUGUAUAUGGUGAUGGCCCCUCUAGCUGGUGCCUUCGGUGGCCUACUUGCUUCUGGCAUCCUGAAACUUCCUUCGUUCGGUAGCUUGAAAGAUUGGCGUAUGAUCUUUGCUAUUGAAGGCAUUAUAACUAUCGGAGUGGCUUUGUUUGCAUUCCUAACCCUCACAGAUCAACCUGAAACAGCCCGCUGGCUAACGCAGGAGGAGAAAGACUUAGCCAUCGCGCGGAUCCGCUCCGAGUCCGAGUAUGCGGGCGUCACCGAGGUCCUGGACAAGCUGGACACGAAGAAGACCAUGCGUGGGAUCUUCAACCCCGUCACAUUAGCGACAUCUUGGAUCAUGCUUCUUGUGAAUGUAACAGUGCAGGGCUUGGCUUUCUUUGCGCCGACCAUUGUGAAGACCAUCUACCCAAACCACAGCAUUAUCUCCCAGCAGCUCUACACCGUGCCGCCCUACAUUAUCGGCGCUUUCUCCACACUCUUAAUUCCCUACCUGAGCUCGCGUUUCAAUCGCCGACUCCUCUUCUUUGUUGUGACCCCUCCCCUCAUGAUGGCCGGGUAUAUCAUGUUUCUGGCAAGCACCGACCCACACGUUCGUUACGGUGCCACGUUCUUGAUUGCUUUCGGAUCGUUCCCCGUGGGUGUCCUUUGCAAUGCCCAUUCAGCAGCCAACGUCAUCUCGGACACGGCGCGUGCGUCAGCAAUCGGGACUGUGGUGAUGCUGGGUAAUAUCGGCGGUUUGAUCGCCACUUGGUCCUUCCUGCCAUUCGACGCUCCCAAUUAUUAUAUCGGCAAUGGCCUCAACCUAGCCACGGGGGCAACGACGCUCCUAACGUCAGGCUGUCUGUGGCUCUGGUCAGGUUGGGACAAUAAGAGACGAGACAAACAAGAUGUUGGCCGGGUUCUGGAUGGGAUGACUCACCGGCAGAUAGAGGAUCUGGAAUGGCGGCAUCCCAGGUUCCGCUGGAGAUCAUAG
This is a messenger RNA of Aspergillus pseudotamarii, 1512 nucleotides long. Its product is annotated as major facilitator superfamily domain-containing protein. The transcript is spliced from 3 exons. Bases 1 to 1512 code for a protein of 503 amino acids. The record is from RefSeq and is a predicted model, not a curated record. Gene Ontology annotation, molecular function: transmembrane transporter activity. Gene Ontology annotation, biological process: transmembrane transport. Lineage: Eukaryota; Fungi; Ascomycota; Eurotiomycetes; Eurotiales; Aspergillaceae. Gene Ontology annotation, cellular component: membrane.